Molecule: messenger RNA, 4060 nt
Organism: Xyrauchen texanus (razorback sucker)
Lineage: Eukaryota; Metazoa; Chordata; Actinopteri; Cypriniformes; Catostomidae
Product: receptor activity-modifying protein 3-like
Exons: 4
Coding region: 101-616 (171 amino acids)
Biological process (GO): intracellular protein transport; G protein-coupled receptor signaling pathway; calcium ion transport
Cellular component (GO): cell surface; membrane; signaling receptor complex
Molecular function (GO): coreceptor activity
Source: RefSeq, a predicted model, not a curated record
CAUCAGCAUUCUGUGUUCUGCUGGAGGUGAUGGAGUGAUGAUGAUGAUGAUGAUGAGGAGGAGGAAGAUUUAGCGGAUCAAUGUGUUUGAUUGGAUAUUAAUGAUGAUCGUGUUCAUGAUGGAUCUGAAUCUUCUCACACUCGUCAAAGUUUCACUUGUCGCGAUCUUCGUGAACGCACUGAUGACGAGAGGUGUAUCAGCUACAGACAGCGAUGAGUUUACGCACACACAGCGACUGCAACUCCUCCAGUGCAACCACACCGUUCUGCUGCAGGAGAUGGAGAAGUGUGGAGAACAAUUCACCAGAGACAUGCAGCUCGUUCAUCCUCACGACAGAUGCAACCUCACACUCUUCAUAGGAGAGUAUCACGUGUUCUCCUUCUGUACGGAGAACAACACCGAACGCAUCGGCUGCUUCUGGCCCAACCCGCUGGUGGAGCGGUUCAUCAUCCACAUCCACAAACACUUCUUCUCCAACUGCACGCUGGAGCGCGUCAUAUACGUGGACCCGCCCGACGACAUGCUCACCCUCCUCAUCCUCAUCCCCAUCUUCCUCACGCUGGCCAUGGUGCUGCUCGUCGUCUGGUGCAGCAAGAGAGGUGACUUUCUGGCCUGACGUCUGAAGGAACGUGUGAUUUAAUGGACCGGUGAAGAUCUUCAUCUCUCAUGUCGUGCUGUACGUCAAGCGCUUCAGUUUCUGUGGAGCGUUUCGAUCAUUUGCGUUCAACUCACCGUGUCAUUGUGUGAAUAUUCAUCAGGAUCUCGGGACUCUUUUGAGAUGAAUUGGAGAUUUCUGAAGUGACAUUUGAGGAUGUACUGACCUGUGAACUCUACAGCUAUUAUUUAAUGUUUUAAUUAAAUAACUUAGAAAUAGACUAUUUGUCAAGUACACACUGUAGUGUUGAUAUUUCUUUCAUCAUUCACGUGUAAACUGCUUUACAGAACGUGACAUUAUUUUAUCAUUGUAGAUAGCGUCUGUCUGCCAUCGGAGAUAAUGAUGCUUUAAUAUUGUGCUAUUGUGAUACAUGUACUGUAACUGUAAAUCAUAUAUAAUCAUAAAGGACUCGACACUGCGUGCACAAUUAUUAGAUAAGAGAGUUUUCUGAUUACUCUCGUGCACAUUCUCCGACUCCAAACCAUAUAAUCUUGAAUGUUAUUGGAUUCAAACAUCGUCAGGUGGUAUUUAUGUAAUGAGGGGGGUGUGGCCAAAGUGACUGACACCUUAUAUGAAGGUGUGCAUCAUUAUUAGGCAGCUUCAUUACCUCAGUUAAAAUGGGCCAAAAAACAGAUUUAACUGACGCUGAAAUGUCAAAUAUUGUAAAAUGCCUUUCAGACGGAUGCAACACUCUUGAAAUAUCUAUUGAGGCGUGACCACCGGACAAUCACACGUUUCGUUGUCAAGAGUCAACUGGGGCACAAAAAAUGCACGGAGAAGAAAAGGUGCAAAUUAACUGCAAAAGACUUGAAGAAUUCAACGUGAAGCUACCAGGAGCCCAUUAUCCUCCAGUGCCACCAUACACUGGAGUGCCCAGAAGUACAGGGUGCCAACUGCUCAGAGACACGGGCACGGUCAAGUAGACCGAAACACGACCGCCACUGAAUAUAUUCACAAGCUGGAGCAUCAAAAUUGGGCAAAGAAAUACAUGAAGACAGAUUGUUCAAGGGUUUAUGGACGGAUUAAAUGAGAGUGAGUCUUGAUGGACCAGAUGGACGGGCCCGUGGCAGGAUCACUAAUUGGCACAGGGAAUCACAUCGAGUCAGGUGCCAGCAAGGUGGCGGAGGGAAUGGUAUGGGCCGCUAUUAUUAAAGAUGAGGUAGUUGGAUCUUUUCGAGCUGAAGAUGGACUGAAACUCAACUCUCAAACCUACUGUCAGUUCUUUCUUCAAGUCCUCCACAAUCCAUCACAUGCAUCCAAGUACUAGCCAGCAAGGACCUCAAAGAUGCCCUAAUAAUGACUUGGCCCCCUUCCUCACCUGACUUAAAUCCUAUUGAGAACUUGUGCACCCUUCUCUCACACACUGUGUCUCAUUCACACAUUCAUACACUAAUGGCGGCAGAGCUGCAUGUAAGGCGCUAGUCUGCCAUUGGGAGCAACUUGGGGUUCAGUGUCUUGCCCAAGGACACUUCGGCAUGUGGAGUCAUGUGGGCCGGGAAUCGAACCACCAAUCCUGCAAUUAAUGGCCGACCCGCUGUACCACCUGAACCACAGCCGCCCCUCGACAAGACACCUCUUUGAACAGCGUUUGGGAGGCUGUGGAUGCUGUUCAGCAAAAGUUGGUGGUGAACAGAUCACGAAACUGACUCAUGGAUGGACGGCUCAUGGCCGUUAUUGAAAAGAAGGGUGGAUAUAUUGGUCAUUGAAUAUUUCUGAAAGGCCAGAAAUGGUAUUUAAUUGUAAUUCUAUGUUACUUAUUUGUUGCACCUACUCUUAAAAUUGAGAAUAAACAAUAGAGUUGGGAGAAAUUAUUUUUGUAAUUUAGUUGCCUAAUAAUUGUGCACACUUAUAUAUCCCCCUGAGAAAGACAAAACUCAUUUUUCCUUUGAUACACAUUCAGGUUUGAGGUUCAAUAUCAUUUUAGAUUGACGAGAGCAUUGUGUGUAAACAAUACAAUUAAUCCAGAGGAUAAUUGGGCACGCAGUGGAUAUAAAACAAUAUACAGCAGAAGUAUCCAGGAGAAAAUGACCAUGAGUGCCAAAUUUGAGUGUGGCAAAUGAAUUAAAUCCCAAAAUCUCGAGUUACUUUGUUGGUAUCAGUCAUCCAUUAAGAAUUUCUGAAAAACGUAGACCAUUGGUCCAAUUCUCUCAAGAGACCCUCGUGACAAAAACUUAUGAAGAUUUAAGCCAAUUAAUUAUGUUUUGGCCAUGACCCAAUUUACUGAUCAAUAUAUAACUUCUGACCAAUUAGAUGACGGUGAGUCAUGACGAUGACUCGGGGUAUCAGAGGAAAAAUCGUUUCAAUUCUAGCCCAUGCGGUUGCAGAGAUAUUAGCCCAAAUGUGAAAGUGUGUUAUAGCGCCACCUAGGGUCAGAUGGGUGUGUGUGCGUGCGCCUCAAUGGUGGGGGGGAAUUGGGACCAUCCUGCCAAAUUUGGUGUCUCUAGGACUUACAGUUUCUGCUGUCCACACACUUUUAAUGCAGCAGAAAAUCAGAUCCAAUACAAUCGUGUUCCAGGACCUUCUGUAGACGAAACCCUUUAAACAUGCGCGUGAGACCAGGACACAAGACGGACAUGAUGAUCACCAACAACUGGAAGUUCAUUUGUCUAGUCGUUGUUAAAGGAAUUAAAGGAAGUGCUUGAACAAACAGAAGAGUUUGUGCUUUUCAGCCGUUGAAGUGGAUCAUUGCGUUGAAUAUAUUUUCAGUAAUCGACAUUAUUACACAAACGCUGUUGGUCGACUUUCUCUUGCACUGAUCCCGGAACAUUCCUUGAACAUGGAGGAGAUCCUGCUGAUCAAACAUCUCUAUAUUCUGAUGCUGUGAUCGAUUCAGUGCCACAGAACUCAAUACUGCGCUUGUUUGCAGCACACGUUGUUUCAGGCAUGAAAAGGGAAAGUUGUUUGUACGCCGCAGACACACGAGCAGUCGCUCUGAAACGUCUCGCCAGGCUCUCACGCUGCAGGAAGGAUAUUAAAGUCUUUCCCAGCGCAGCACAUGAAUAACAGGAAACACGCUGGUUAGUUACUCAAACACGUGCGGUUAUGACGGGAGUCUUUGACGUGUUACAAACAGCUUUAUUAAGAGUAAAGCACUGGAGCGCGAGCAGUCGUGUUUACACCGAGGGUUAAUGCAAGAUUACUCCCGUAUAUUCAUAUAAUCUGAUGUUUGUGUUUAAAUGUGUCAACUUCUGCAAAUGAUUUUCAGACAGCGAGAUGUGUUUUAAUGACAAAUGCAGAUGCUUACUGAAAAUAAUCACUUCUGAAAGGGUUAACCAUGAUGAGGAGAAACCGGAAUACUGUCUUGACAUCUUUAUGAUUUAUGAAGUGAUUUAUGAAUGAAUCUUUCAGUGAAUUUAAUGUAAGUUCAAUUAAAGUUUCAGGAUUCAUUUCUUUAAUGACCUCAGA